Fundulus heteroclitus (mummichog) is the source of this 2458-nucleotide messenger RNA. It is a transcript of the gene dennd6a, whose product is annotated as DENN/MADD domain containing 6Aa. The transcript is spliced from 20 exons. NCBI's taxonomy places the organism in Eukaryota, Metazoa, Chordata, Actinopteri, Cyprinodontiformes, Fundulidae. Gene Ontology annotation, molecular function: guanyl-nucleotide exchange factor activity. Gene Ontology annotation, cellular component: recycling endosome. The coding region runs from base 194 to 2014 and encodes 606 amino acids. The record is from RefSeq and is a predicted model, not a curated record.
UGGCAGUACGUCAUUACGCCUCAUCGCCUCAGCCCGGCUGCUAAUGCUAAAUGAUAGCUGCUUGUCUGGUUUCUGUUUUGCGGGUUUCUGUUGUGGUUCUCCAAGAGGGCGCCGGGUAGAAAACACAAACUAACUUAGCAGACCGUUAAACACCCUUCCGGAGCCCAAAGAGAGCCUGAGUCGGGCCGCCGCCAUGGCUCUGCAGGGCCCGGAGGAGGUAGGGGAACAGGUUGAAGAGCCGGAGGACCUGGACGAUCAGGACGCUAGCAGCAUCUCCCCGGCCGAGGAGAUAACCCUUCCACCCGGGCCCGGCGGCGACGAGGAGCCGGGCGAGGCUUUCCUCCUCCCGUGGGACCGCUUCUCCGCCUGGCUGCACUGCAUCUGUGUGGUGGGCUUCGACCUGGAGCUGGGGCAGGCGGUGGAGGUAAUUUAUCCUCAUCACUCCAAACUGUCUGAGAAAGAGAAAACAAGCAUCUGCUACCUUUCCUUCCCUGACUCCAACUCAGGCUGCCUUGGCGACACACAGUUCUGCUUCCGCUUUCGUCAGGGAUCCAACAGGAAGUCGUCACUGGGUUGUUUCCUGGAAAACACGGACCGAGACGCCCCGCCCUGCCUGAAGCGGGAGCAAGGCCACUACUAUGGUUACGUGUAUUUUCGCCAGGUUCGAGACAAAUCCCUGAAGAGAGGAUACUUCCAGAAGUCGCUGGUCCUGAUCAGCAAGCUGCCGUACGUGACCUUCUUCCACUCGCUGUUGAAGAUCAUGGCUCCAGAAUACUUUGAGAAACAGGAGCCGUGCCUGGAGGCCGCGUGCAACGACGUCGACCGCUGGCCGAUGCCUCAUCCUGGACGAGUCCUCACUCUGCCGAUUAUGGGCGUCGUCAUCAAGGUUCGCAUCCCAACCUGUUACGAUAAAGCGGGGACGUCCCAGCUGGUCCACAGGUUGCAUCAAAGCGACAGUCUAGUUUCCAUCGUGCUCCCGACGAUCCACGAAGUUGACCUGUUCAGGUGCUUCCACCCGGUCUUCUUCCACAUCCAGAUGCUUUGGGAGUUGGUGUUGCUGGGGGAGGCCCUGGUGGUCAUGGCGCCGUCGCCCGCAGAGUCGUCGGAAACCGUGCUGGCGCUGGUCAGCUGCAUCUCUCCACUGCGUUAUUGCAGCGACUUCAGGCCGUACUUCACCAUCCAUGACAGCGAGUUUAAGGAGUACACGACCAGGACGCAGGCUCCGCCGUCGGUCAUUCUGGGAGUGACCAACCCGUUCUUCGCAAAGACUCUGCAGCACUGGCCGCACAUCAUCCGCAUCGGAGACAUGAAGCAAGCGGGAGAAGUGGCCAAGCAGAUGAAAGUCAAGAAACUGAAAAACCUCAAAACUCUGGACUCUAAACCUGGUGUGUACACUGCAUACAAGCCAUAUCUCAACAAGGAUGAGGAGAUCAUCAAGCAGCUGCAGAAGGGGGUCCAGCAGAAGAGACCGUCGGCGGCCCAGAAUGCAAUUCUUCGACGCUACUUUUUGGAGCUGACGCAGAGCUUCAUCAUCCCUCUGGAGCGGUACGUUGCCAGCCUCAUGCCCCUCCAGAAGUCCAUCAGUCCCUGGAAGAGUCCGCCGCAGCUGCGACCGUUCGUCCAGCAGGACUUCAUGAAGACCCUGGAGAAGGCCGGGCCUCAGCUCACCUCCAGACUCAAAGGAGACUGGAUCGGACUCUACAGGCAUUUUCUAAAGUCUCCGAACUUUGACGGCUGGUUCCGCAGCAGGAAAAGAGAAAUGACUCAGAAGCUGGAGGCUCUGCAUCUGGAGGCUCUGUGUGAGGAGGACCUCCAGCAGAGGAUCCAGAAGCACACAGAGGUGGAGGUGGUGGACCUGGUUCUGAAGCUCAAGGACAAACUGAGCCAGGCAGAGAGGGAGCAGCUGCCGGUUCGGCCCGGCACCCUGUCCAAACUCAGAGCCCACAUCGAGGCCGUCAUCCUCACGCUGCCAGAGGACCUGCAGGGCAUCCUCCACAAGCCGCCGACCUCCUGAUCCUCCGCUUCCUGCCGUGUUCGGGAGGUCAGGGGUCAAGCCGUGGGGGGGGACUGAGCCCCAGAUGGAGGCCUGCUCCGGUCAGACGGGGGAUCCUGUGGUCUGAAAGCGAAACGCUGGAUCGGCCCGGAGCCGCCAGGUGAAGUCUGAGAGGAAGGAGACGAUUGGUCAAGACUCUGAUCAGGUUCUCACACGGUUCACUGCUGGUCCUGAACUCUCUGAGGGGGGGGGGGGGCAGACGACCCCCUGCUGACUUUAACCCUCAACAUUUUUACUUCUGAACAUCUUUGAUUCUUAUUUUUGAACUUGGCGUGGGGCUGCUGCAGUUCGACAGUAUUCAGUUUUCAGGGUGUGAAUGUGGUGAAUGACCGACUGUAGUGCACUGCAAAAACGGAACUAAAAAUAAGUGACAUUUUCUUAAAAUGAGUCUUAAAAUGUUUUAAG